Messenger RNA from Acanthocheilonema viteae, 357 nucleotides. The record is from the annotation of a GenBank genome assembly. NCBI's taxonomy places the organism in Eukaryota, Metazoa, Nematoda, Chromadorea, Rhabditida, Onchocercidae.
AUGUCUGUUAUGGAACUGGAAAAAGAAAAGGAAAAAUUUAGAGCGGCAAAGCAUUUGCUUUCUGGCUUUAUGGAUAUGUUACGACACGACAGUGAUGUCUUGGAUAAAGAAGAUAAUGUGCAGAACUCCUUAGAAAAGUUUUCCCUCAUAACUCAUACUUUUGGCACACCGGCAAUUUUGGCAGGAUUAUCAACAUUUUUGAUGUAUGUACAAGAAUCAUUAGAUAUAUUGUCGCAACAGAGCACAGUGGCAGGGUUUCAAGUAGAUAAUUUUCAUGGCUCAACCGUUUUUUAUUCACAGCAAAUCAAUGGCGCGCAUUUGAAUGAUGGAAUAAAGAAAUUUGAUAAUCGAAACUAG